UUUACCAACCCGCCUCUGUCUCAUACCCCACCCAUUGCAUUUUUCUUCAAAAGCAGCCCCACAUCCCAACACCUUUAUUAGAGGUAACCGUUUGGUAAGGUGGGAGACAAACUUAAAGACGAACCGAAAAGAAAUUGUCUUCAAAGAGCUACAAUAAAAGAAUGGGCUCCUCUGCUGUACAGAUCGUGUGUGUGGCACUGGGAAUUUUAGGUCUCAUUGCUGCGGUCGUGACCAUUGCUGUUCCAAGAUGGAAGGUUUCUGCCUUUAUUGGUCAGAACAUUAUCACUGCACAGGUUCAGGAGGAGGGCUUGUGGAUGGAGUGUGUGGUUCAGAGUACCGGACAGCAGCAGUGUAAGUCCUACGAGUCGCUGCUCAUCCUGAGCUCUGACCUUCAGGCGGCCCGUGCCAUGACCAUCAUCAGCUGUAUGCUCGCUGUCCUGUCCCUGCUCAUUCUGUGCGCCGGAGCCGACUUCACCACCUGCAUUGAGAACGAAGAAGUCAAACCCAAAGUGAGUCUGGUGUCCGCCAUCGGGCUGAUCAUCGCGGGCUUGUUGCUGAUCAUCCCCGUCAGCUGGGCGGCUAGUAAUAUCAUACGCGAUUUCAACAAUCCACUGGUCGCUCAGUCUCAGAAAAGAGAGUUGGGUGCAUGUAUUUUCGUGGGCUGGGGAGGAGGAGUCCUGCUCCUGCUGGCCGGAGGCCUGCUGUGUUGCUUCAGCAGACCCCGCUCUGGAGGAUCGAGCGGAACAGCCAAAUACUACAGCAAUAGCGCCUCAGCACCAAGCAAGAAUUAUGUGUAGAUAAAGAAAAAUGUGUUAAACUAAUAAGAAGUAGUCGCAGUAAUUAUAGCAGGAGUCUAAAAUGGGUUAAUGUUAGCAAGUAGUCUUUAGUAGUUGGUAGGAAAAGAGAAAAA
Molecule: messenger RNA, 910 nt
Organism: Rhinichthys klamathensis goyatoka
Lineage: Eukaryota; Metazoa; Chordata; Actinopteri; Cypriniformes; Leuciscidae
Gene: cldni
Product: claudin i
Exons: 3
Coding region: 162-797 (211 amino acids)
Biological process (GO): cell adhesion; bicellular tight junction assembly
Cellular component (GO): plasma membrane; bicellular tight junction
Molecular function (GO): structural molecule activity
Source: RefSeq, a predicted model, not a curated record